Molecule: messenger RNA, 1121 nt
Organism: Daphnia carinata
Lineage: Eukaryota; Metazoa; Arthropoda; Branchiopoda; Diplostraca; Daphniidae
Product: vesicular integral-membrane protein VIP36-like
Exons: 7
Coding region: 156-1121 (321 amino acids)
Biological process (GO): endoplasmic reticulum organization; Golgi organization; endoplasmic reticulum to Golgi vesicle-mediated transport
Cellular component (GO): COPII-coated ER to Golgi transport vesicle; endoplasmic reticulum-Golgi intermediate compartment; endoplasmic reticulum membrane
Molecular function (GO): D-mannose binding
Source: RefSeq, a predicted model, not a curated record
CUAUCGACCUAUGCCACCUAGCACCUAUGCGCGUAAUUGUGUAGUAAACUCGGCUAAACGAAAUCUGUCGGCGUGUAACUUUUAAACAAGAUCUUUUCUACUUCCCGCAUCUCCGUUGCGAUUAACUUCCAAACGAAUAGUUCUCUGUGUUGACAAUGGAUUCUUCGUAUCUCCUGUUACUGUUUUUAUGUAUGGUAAAAUGCGAGUGGAACACUAAUGACUACCUGAAGAGAGAACAUUCGCUUAUGAAACCUUAUACAGGGUCAGGGCUCUCCAUGCCAUUCUGGGAUUUUCUAGGCAGCACUGUGGUUACUUCGAACUAUAUCAGGUUAACAUCUGACCUGCAGAGUAAAAGUGGUGCAAUUUGGAAUAUAGUGCCCUGUAAAUCUAGGAACUGGGAAAUCCAAGUUCAGUUUAAAGUGCAUGGUCAUGGGAAAGAUCUCUUUGGAGAUGGCUUGGCCAUUUGGUAUGCUCGUGAUAGGAUGGUUAAGGGUCCUGUCUUUGGAUCCAAAGAUUACUUUCAUGGCCUUGCCAUAAUUUUGGACACAUACAGCAAUCAUAAUGGCCCUCAUAAUCAUGCCCAUCCUUACAUUUCUGCUAUGGUCAACAAUGGAACGCUUUAUUAUGACCAUGAUCGAGAUGGGACACACACUCAGUUAGCAGGAUGUGAGGCAAGGUUUAGAAAUGUGGAACACGAAACAUAUUUGGCAAUCAGAUAUGAAAAUGACAAGCUCACAGUUUCAACAGAUAUCGAUAACAAAUCCGGCUGGAAACCAUGUUUUACAGUCGAUGGUGUGAGAUUACCGACAGGAUAUUAUUUUGGUAUGUCGGCAACGACUGGUGAUUUGUCUGAUAACCAUGACAUUAUUUCAGUGAAACUCUACGAGCUCGAUGAUUCCUUGACGGAUUCGGUUACAGAAGAUCGUUCAAAUAUUCAACCAGCUGCCCAAUCGUUUGAACCUCCCAGAGAUCACGUCGAUGACCCAAAGCCGUCUUCCCUUGGAGGUGUUAAACUUUUCUUGUUAAUGCUUCUUGGUGUUUUAGGGGUAUUUGUUUGCAUAGUAUUGGGAAUAAUUUUCUAUCAGAGACAACAGGAACAGUCAAGAAAGAGGUUUUACUAG